AUGGGCAUCGUAACACUUGUUGCUACAGUCAUAGUGAUGGUCACUCCUGCAGGAUCAACACCUGACGUGGCUGCAGGAGACCAGGCCUGGCAGUACGCUGUGAGUGCUGGCGUUCACCUGCUGGAACUCAGAGUACAGAUCACCGUUGAUAAUGUGACAGUAUCCCUCAACGAAAAUCAGGUGUACAGUGUGGCUGGCGGAGGUGUGGCGGAGAUGGGGCACCGCUGGAGGCACUCUGGGCUCCAUCUCCUGGUGCUGGAACCUAACAGAGGCAAGGUGAUGCUCCAGGGGAGGUUCCUCACCUACCAGCCUGCUGAGCAUGUCGACCUGGCUGACACAUUGCUGAGUAUACAGUCAGGUAGACUAUUAGUGCUGGCUGCUGUGCCAGAAUGGGUGAUGUUCCUAGGGAAGACUGGGGAGUCCAGUCUGGUGGCCCUGGGGUUUAGGUGGCCCCAGCAUGUGGCCUCGGGAGAAGCCUGGGCUGGUGUGGCCAUCCAGGGCCACGGAGCUGUGGCCGAGGCGGCCACAGCAGUCCAGCCACACCAGUACCCGGCCAACACACUACACCUGCUGGCCACACCACCUCGACGGGUCCAUCAACGAAUGUGUGAGUGGUACAGGAACCCGAAAUAUCGUCUCCAGACCUCCUUCUGCAGGAGAUAUGAAGGAUAUGGUGACUUAUGCUCCUGCAGUGCUCCCUUCAGACCCUCCGUCAGGUACACUCAGGAGCGUCUUCUGAUGAAGGAGGACAUCCCGGUUGUAAUUGUUACGGCCAAUAAUCCUAGACAUCUCUACAGAUUGCUGAGGAACUUGUUCAGCAUUGCUGGUUCGUCACAGACGGAGGUGCUGGUGGUGGUCGACGGGGCUCACCAGGAGACUCUUGACUUGACCGAGCUGUUGAAUGUAACUGUAACAGUACACAGACCAGAAGGCAUCCACAGUAACCGCACCAACGCUAACGUCAGGUUCGCUCUCUACAGCGUCUUCAGGCAGUUCCCCCGAGCUGACAAGGCCAUAGUGCUUGAAGAUGACCUCCUCCUCUCUCCAGACUUCCUCAGUUUCUUCCACCAGACAGCAUGGCUGUUAGAUCACGACCCCAGCAUCUUCUGCGUGAAUGCUUUCAAUAGCAACAGCCUACCUGGUGUGGCCACAGACCAGAGCAGGUUACUGAGGUCCGAAUCCUUCCCUAUGUACGGCUGGAUGGUAGCUAGGAGCUAUGCUAGGGAGGUGAUUAUGAACUGGAUACCUGAGGGGCCAGGAGACUGGGAUUGGUAUCUGAUGAGGGCAUGGGCACAGCGUGGGCGAGACGUCGUCUCUCCGGAGGUCUCCAGAACGUUUCAUGCAGGCAACGCAGGAGCUCAUGUGGAUGGUUUCGAACAGCACCUCUACUACAACCGCAUAUUGACCUCUCAUGACCCACAUACGAGGCUCCAUAACCUCUCAAGCGUGGUCUUGGAGAAUUACCUGGAGGCGCUGAAGGAGGAGAUCCAGAGGGCGGAGUUGGUGGUUCCUGACCCCAGGGACGACUCCUUCCUGCCGGAGGGUCGUCCUGGCCCCUUCGUCGUCUUCGUCAGAGCCGACGACAGAAACGACAACCUCUUCAGUAUCCGGCUUUUCCUGAUGCUCACGUACAUCAAUGUAGGCUCCACGUACAUCAAUGUAGCUCACGUACAUCAAUGUAAUCUCACGUACAUCAAUGUAGGCUCACGUACAUCAAUGUAG
Cherax quadricarinatus is the source of this 1722-nucleotide messenger RNA. The record is from RefSeq and is a predicted model, not a curated record. Lineage: Eukaryota; Metazoa; Arthropoda; Malacostraca; Decapoda; Parastacidae.